AUGGUAUUACAAGAAAGAAUUCAAUCUCUUCUAGAUAGGGGGCGUGACGGUAUUAAUAAUGUUUACAAUAAUGCACCUAUGCUGAGGUUUAUCAACCCCAACAACAGAUACAAUAUUGUGUCCACAGGAGAAAAUAGUGAUCCAUCACGUACUAGGACCAUCGAUGGACACGUUGUGCACGUGGGCGAGACCAACGAUGGUGUUUUCAGUAACUUGUCUGCAAAACCACAUGUCAAUUCCACAGUCGUUACAGAUGUUUUGCCAUCAUAUUCCGAGGCAGCACAUGAUCCCUCUCCGCCCUACUGGGAAACUUCGGUAAUGUCUGAAUUCGACGAAAUAUAUAUUGAUGGGAUACCGGUAGGUAAUGUUCUCAAUUUUCUUUGGAGUAUACUGGUGAGUGUCUUAUUCCAGUUUUUAGGAUUUGUAAUCACUUACUUGCUACAUACUUCACAUGCCGCUAAGAAUGGAUCACAGGUUGGACUUGGAAUAACCAUCAUCAACUUGGCAUUUGUUUCACUGCCAAUAGAUAUUGAUAAGAAUUUAGUUGAUACAACAAUGGGGAGAGUAGAACCUGUUGAUCCGACCAUGAUUGAUGCGACUGUGGAUAAUCCUAUUAUGGUUGGUUCUGUUGACGAAUUUCAUUCAUCCCUUAGUACCCACGGGGAGUUUCAGCACCAAAUAAAGGGAACUCUGAAAGGCAUUCCGUUUUUAUCAUACUUUCUCUUUGCACUGGGUGGACUAAUCAUCAUGAAGGCUUGCUGGGACUUUAUUAAAGUCAAAAGGCUAGAGUAUUCUAUUAUGUUUCCUUCAAAUAAUGUAGCGUCAGCGGCAUCCCAAGUAGAAAGUGGAAAUGACAACCAUAAUCAUAAUGACAAUACAGUUGGUGAUGAUGCUGAUGUUCACUCGCAGGGGAUUGAAAUGACCACUAACCCAACUAUAUCCGAAAAUGCAUUCCAAAGAGUCUAG
This is a messenger RNA of Pichia kudriavzevii, 966 nucleotides long. RefSeq lists its product as uncharacterized. The coding region runs from base 1 to 966 and encodes 321 amino acids. The record is from RefSeq and is a predicted model, not a curated record. The transcript has a single exon. NCBI's taxonomy places the organism in Eukaryota, Fungi, Ascomycota, Pichiomycetes, Pichiales, Pichiaceae. Gene Ontology annotation, biological process: ubiquitin-dependent protein catabolic process; metal ion transport; positive regulation of protein ubiquitination. Gene Ontology annotation, cellular component: endoplasmic reticulum; Golgi apparatus; perinuclear region of cytoplasm.